UGGCUCAGUGUUCACGACGGCUAGCCAUUCAAAUGCAAAAAAUGUUCCUAUACUAGUAAAUCGAUGCUAACUAGUCAUUUAAAAAAAACCUCGAAUUUCUAUCCCUACAGAUGCGCAAACUGUAAUUAUAAGACGAAAUUUUGCAAUGCGCUGAAGAAGCACCUACGUAAGAAGGAGCAUCAACCAGCAAUGGUGUUAAACGCCGAUGGCUCGCCUAAUCCCUUGUCCAUCAUCGAUGUCUAUGGUACUAAACGCGGACCCAAGCAAAAGUCAUUCUUGGAAGAACAGGACGAGUUGAGUCAAAGUAUGACGGCUAACAACAACCAACUCAACUCACCACCUUCUCCAACCAACUCACCAACCUCAUCAACUUCCCUAGUUUCAUUACCACUUCAAUCACCAGUCGCUCAUUACUUGACAGUGACCGCGGUUAAUAAAACAAAUAAUGCAAAUUGUAUAAUGCAAAAUAGUAUAAAGCAGAAUCAAUCUGUCAUGACGUGCCCGUAUAGUGAUGUAGUCGCUACUUUACUUGUCUACCAUCUUCUGCUUCACGAGGAUCCAACAUUUUGCAAAACUAUGCAGGAAAUUAAUCACGCUAAUACAUUAAUGGAAUACGUGAAAAUCAUGAAAAUGCCUGAAAAGUGUGUUCAGAAUCUGCCUAUAACUUAUUUCGACCCAAAUAACGUUAAUAAACUUCAUGUUUUCAACAACGUAAAGGCUACCAGCGAAUCCUCGACAUUUGUGAUGCUAAAAACUCAACUAAAGUCACAAAAUGAUGAUGAGUCUACAGAUGCACCAUUGGAUCUCCGCAUCGCCGAGGGGAAAAAUCAGUUUCAAUUUCAGUUAUUAGAUACAAAUUCAAAAACCACCGGCACCAAUAAACGGAAGGGUAAAGCGAUGAAAUUGGAACGUCGUGCGACGGAAGAGAACACGAAACCGGAACAAAAAGAAGUAGAAUCCUCCAGGUUUUCCAUAAUUAAUAGACCCGGUUUAUGCAGAGAAAAUCAGAAUAUUAAGGAUAGCAAAGUUAUGGCCGAUUCGAUCGGCACCGAGCAUAUAUGUCACUAUUGUGAGAUCACAUUUGGUGACAUUGUCAUGUAUACCAUGCAUAUGAAUUGUCACGGCUUCGAUAACCCUUAUACGUGCAAUAUGUGCGGUCAUCCAUGCACCGAUAAAUUUUCUUUUUUUCUUCAUAUUGCCCAAUCACAGCAUACGUAGAAGCGAUCAAUCAGACGGUAAUUGAGCGUGACGAGAAUCCUAAACGUCGCAAGCAAUUUAUCUAUGAAAAGGAAGAAGUAAACGAGAUAGGAAAAAAAUUUUUAAAUAAUAUCUAGAAUAUAAAUCUAGUCAAACAUGUCAAAUAUAUAAAUGCUUAUUUGAUAAGCACUUGCAUUUACGAAAUCGGUAAAUAUAUAAUUUUAAGGAAAAAUAAAUAUACAUAUAUAUAAUAUAUGUGCGUGUGUAUGUGUGUAUGCGUGUGUAUGUUUGUGUAUGUAUACAGGAGGUGUUAACAAAAAUUUCAGGGCAUUAUUAUAAUAAUAUAUAGUAUUUUGGGGAUCAGAUUGAUUAAAAAUCCCUCUUUUCUUUUGGACAAAGAAAUCUUAUUAACACUCUGUAUAUUCUCUCUAUCUAUAUACACAGAAAAUAUUGCUGACUAUCGUAUUUUUACAAUAAUUAGAUAAAUUCUAUCUAAUUUUCCAUGCAGAUAGAAAAGACAGAAAAGAAUUAUGCUGGGUUUAAUCUCUGUCCAAAAAGUUAAAUAGAUAUGACAAUACUGUGAUUUAGACACUGAGAUAACCUUUAUCUCAAUUUUUAUUUUUCUUUUUCUUUUGGAUUUUCUUCCUAUAUGUAUGUAUAUACAUAUAAUAUAUUAAAGAUUUCGAUACUUUGUCAGAUGAAUAAUAUACAUCUAUUAUUUAUAUUAGAUAAUCGACAAAUAUUAAAAAUAUCUUCCUAAUGCACAUUAUUUGCAUCAGUUUAUUUUCUUUACAAGUUGUGAGAUGAAUACUUUCAUUGAUAAAACAAAUUAUUGUUGCAAGCAAUA
Messenger RNA from Nylanderia fulva, 2044 nucleotides. The record is from RefSeq and is a predicted model, not a curated record. Lineage: Eukaryota; Metazoa; Arthropoda; Insecta; Hymenoptera; Formicidae.